Molecule: messenger RNA, 1062 nt
Organism: Pteronotus mesoamericanus
Lineage: Eukaryota; Metazoa; Chordata; Mammalia; Chiroptera; Mormoopidae
Gene: STARD5
Product: StAR related lipid transfer domain containing 5
Exons: 7
Coding region: 51-728 (225 amino acids)
Biological process (GO): cholesterol import
Molecular function (GO): cholesterol transfer activity; cholesterol binding
Source: RefSeq, a predicted model, not a curated record
UUCGGGCCUCCCAGCGCAGUGCCCAGCGGCCUCGCGCAGCCCUGGGUGCAAUGGACCCCGCGCUGGCGGCAGAGAAGGGCGAGGCGGUGGCCCAGAAGAUGCUCCAGUACCGGCGAGAUGAGUCGGGCUGGAAGAUCUGUCGGGAAGGCAACGGAGUUACAGUUUCCUGGAGGCCGUCUGUGGAGUUUCCAGGGAACCUGUACCGAGGAGAAGGCAUCGUGAACGGGACACAGAAAAACGUGUGGGACUUGGUGAAGCCUCUUGUUGGGAGCCUUCGAGAAAAGUGGGAUGAGAAUGUGACCAGUUUUGAAGUUAUUGAGAGCAUCACUGACACAUUGUGCGUCACCAGAACGGCCACCCCCUCGGCCGCCAUGAAGAUCAUUUCUCCCCGAGACUUCGUGGACUUGGUGCUGGUCCGGACGUACGAGGACGGGACCGUCAGCUCCAACGCUGCUCACCUGGAGCACCCGCUGUGCCCGCCGAAGCCGGGCUACGUGAGAGGACGGAACCAUCCUUGCGGCUGCUUCUGUGAGCCUGUGCCAGGGGAGCCCGACAAGACCAGGGUGGUGGCCUUCUUCCAGACGGACCUGAGCGGUCUCCUUCCGCAGAGCGUGGUGGACGCCUUCUUCCCGCGCAGCAUGGCCGGGUUCUUUGCCAACCUCCAGAAAGCGCUGAGACUCAUGCCAGCUCCGACCGAGGGCACAGGGGACGUGGUGCUGUUCCAGUGACGAGGCCCGCGGGACCCCCAGCUCUGACCUUUCCGGGGACACUUGUGUGGUGAGGAAGCCCAGGCCAUAAGGAGAGGUCCUGUGCGUGUCAGCCACCAGCUGUGUGAGCAUGUGGCCUGCCCGAGGUUCCAGCCCGAAGACUUUGAGUGGCUCCAGCCAACGCUGCCCCUCCGAGCCCUGUCGGCCACACUGCACAUGCCUGACAAAACCAAUGUGGCUGUUUGGGUGGCUCAUCCCAUGGUUCUAAUGCUUGGAAAGUUUGCGGAGCAGGGCAUGGAUUUCACAUCAGAUUGCAAUACAUUCACUUUAUUUACAGCACCACAGUGUUAGCAUU